AUGGCGCCGCGAAUAAACAUACCUCCUAUCACGCGAGCGAUUCUCAGUGCCAUCUGCGCUUUAUCCUUUCUAAACGGUGUGGCCAGAUGGAGACAGUAUGAAGGCUCGCCGGGCGUCCCGAUCCCUUAUCUAUCUCUGGUUCCGUCCAACGUUCUCUUUUAUCCUUGGACACUGUUGACUGCUACAUGUGUCGAGCUAAAUAUUUUCACUGUUAUCAUUACCGGAGCGACAGUGCUAUAUGGAGGGAAAUAUCUCGAGCGGGCAUGGGGAUCGCGAGAGUUUGCAAAAGUUAUCCUUGUUGUUUCACUGGUACCAAAUAUCGUCAUGACUUUUCUCUACAUCCUCUGGUCGAGUAUUGUGUCUGAUGCUAGUAUUGCUCUUAAAGGGAUAUCUGGUGGGAUAGCGAUCCAGGCGGCGUUUCUGGUGGCCUUCAAACAAUUAGUCCCUGAACACACCGUAACAAUUCUUAAGGGCAUUGUCAAAAUGCGAGUAAAGCAUUUCCCUGCUCUCUUCCUCCUCCUGAACGCCAUCGGUGGCAUCGUGCUCGGAACCGAUGUCGCUCUCAAUUUGAGCUGGCUCGGUCUAGUAUCGAGCUGGACAUACCUUCGCUUCUACAAACGCCAACCAGACCUCUCCGGCACCUCAACCAACGAACUCGGCAUAAAAGGCGAUGCCAGCGAAACCUUUGCCUUUGCCAAUUUCUUCCCAGACUCCAUACAACCACCCAUCUCAUUUGUCGCAGAUAAGAUAUACUCAAUCCUCAUUACCCUACGUAUCUGCACCCCUUUCUCGGAGGAGGAUAUCGCAUCAGGCAACGAACAAGCAAUAGCACGUGGACAAGUGGGGCUUCCAAACCUGUUGAAUAACGGCAGGAUAGGCAGCGGAAGAGGCUCGGGCUUCAGGCAGCCGCCCCAAGUAGGCCGGUUCAGCCAGCUGCCGCAAACUCUUCCCCGUCACAAAAAAUGCCCCCACGACAAUCUUACGGCCUGA
Histoplasma mississippiense is the source of this 990-nucleotide messenger RNA. RefSeq lists its product as hypothetical. Bases 1 to 990 code for a protein of 329 amino acids. The record is from RefSeq and is a predicted model, not a curated record. Gene Ontology annotation, cellular component: membrane; Golgi apparatus. The transcript is spliced from 3 exons. Lineage: Eukaryota; Fungi; Ascomycota; Eurotiomycetes; Onygenales; Ajellomycetaceae. Gene Ontology annotation, biological process: retrograde vesicle-mediated transport, Golgi to endoplasmic reticulum.